Messenger RNA from Staurois parvus, 506 nucleotides. The record is from the annotation of a GenBank genome assembly. NCBI's taxonomy places the organism in Eukaryota, Metazoa, Chordata, Amphibia, Anura, Ranidae.
UUAGCAGUUUAAAUUUGCUAAAAUAAUUGCAUUUCCAUGUUCUGUGCAGUGUGGGAGACCAGAUAUAGUGAAUGCAGGGUCCGGGGAGAGCGGAUAUAGUGAAUGCAGGGUCCGGGGAGAGCGGAUAUAGUGAAUGCAGGGUCCGGGGAGAGCGGAUAUAGUGAAUGCAGGGUCCGGGGAGAGCGGAUAUAGUGAAUGCAGGGUCCUGGGGGAGAGCGGAUAUAGUGAAUGCAGGGUCCGGAGAGAGCGGAUAUAGUGAAUGCAGGGUCCCGGAGAGAGCGGAUAUAGUGAAUGCAGGGUCCAGGGAGAGCGGAUAUAGUGAAUGCAGGGUCCGGGGGAGAGCGGAUAUAGUGAAUGCAGGGUCCGGGGAGAGCGGAUAUAGUGAAUGCAGGGUCCGGGGAGAGCGGAUAUAGUGAAUGCAGGGUCCGGGGAGAGCGGAUAUAGUGAAUGCUGGGUCCGGGGAGAGCGGAUAUAGUGAAUGCAGGGUCCGGGAAGAGCAGAUAUAG